AUUUCCGAUUUAACCGUCAUGGGAACCAGAGCCGUGGCCGUGGGGACGGCACCGGGAGCAGCGGGAGUAUCUGGCGAGGCAGGUUUAGCUGGUGUACCGAGACUUUUGGAAGACCUGGCACGACUGUCCGAGGACAAAGAUACAGCUGACAUCGUCUUUCUGCUGGGACGCGACGAGACGCCGGUGUACGCUCAUAGAAUUAUCCUCCAAGCGAGGUGCAAGAACUUCUCGGGAGCGAAGAGGAUCGGGACACCGGGGAACCCGUCGCCAGUGCGUAUGCCUCACGCGCAUCCGGAGACGUUUCGACAGUUCAUUCAUUAUAUUUACACGGGCAAGAUCAUGCUACAGGACAGCGGUAUCUUCGAGAUGCUCGGACUCGCGCAGGAACUCGGGCUCGAAGAACUUUGGAGAAGUUGCGAAGAACACGUCUCCGCCACUCUUAGUCCCGGGAACGCGUGUGCUCUUUUGACUGCUGCUCUCGAUGCCCAAGAGCGAGUUCUCGGUGGCAAAGGAGCUUGUUCAUCAUUCAUCGAAAGAUGUUUCGCUUUUAUUGGGGAGAACGCAGUAGACACAGUGAAGACAACUGCUUUUUGCAACCUACCAAAAGAUGCACUGGUGAAGCUUAUAUCUUCGGACUAUCUUGGAUUAGAGGAAGAGGAUGUCUGGAGGGCAGUGUUAAACUGGGCUAAAUAUCAGGCAGGGGUGACGCAGCCUACUCAACACUGGACAGAGGAGGAGCGCGUGAGGGUUUGCCAACAUUUAUCCGGGGUGAUAAAUCAUGUCCGGUUGCUGCUAAUCGACAGCCAGGUGUUCGCGGAGGAAGUCGAGCCGACCGGUGCUGUGCCAAUGGAGCUAUCCUUGGAGAGGUACGAAUUUUUCAAUCCCGAUCGAUCAAGUGGCUCAAAACCGAUAAGGUAUAGGUACGCGGCUCUACCGAACAAGUACGCGGAAAUUUGUCAAGACAAGAGGAUGCAGCCGCGGGUGAGCCCGUUUCUUUUCCCUGGAUCGCAAAUUUUGUCGCGGGACAAAAUGGGCUAUCAACGUCUUUUAAAUCAGUGGUACGGAUCACCGAAGCAAAGUUGGCGUUUGGUAUAUCGAGCUUCUAGUCACGGUUACUCUGCGACAUCGUUUCAUCGACACUGCGACGGAGUUUGUCCGACAUACGUAAUCGCACUGGGAACUCGGGGAGAAAUUUGUGGAGGCUUUAGCGACGCACCGUGGGGUAAAACGAAUGCCAAAGGACAUUAUAUCUUUUCGGAAAAAGCAUUUCUGUUUACUUUAACGAACAACCAAGAUGUUCCUCCAACAAAAUUUGAUAUUGUGAAGAAACCUUUCGCGAUCUGCUAUCAUCCAGAUAUUGGACCUAUUUUUGGAGCAGGAGCUGAUCUACUGAUUUCUAGCAAUUGCAACGUGAAUAUGGACAGUUAUAGCAAUCUUCCUCAUAGCUAUGAUGGGGAACGAGCUUCUAACACCGUGCUUAUGGGAGAUUAUCAUUUCUCUAUAGUAGAUUACGAAGUGUUUACACCAAGUCUCCCAGUACUAAAUCACGUCAAGUCCUCCCCUUAACAAUGUAUAAGACUUCAUCAUUUCACAAGCUUGUAUAUAUAUAUAAUUGCAUAUUUUCCUUAAGUAUAGUAAUUUUCAUAUAAUAUUGUGAACAUAACAUCAAAUGGAAAUUUAUAAUUAAACGUGAAAAAGAGUAUGAAAAAUUAUAAGGCAUAUACAAUUCAGA
This is a messenger RNA of Ceratina calcarata, 1732 nucleotides long. RefSeq lists its product as uncharacterized. The transcript has 9 exons. Bases 19 to 1566 code for a protein of 515 amino acids. The record is from RefSeq and is a predicted model, not a curated record. Gene Ontology annotation, molecular function: protein binding. NCBI's taxonomy places the organism in Eukaryota, Metazoa, Arthropoda, Insecta, Hymenoptera, Apidae.